UGCUCUUCAUUGCCCGGUACUAAAGAAUUAAGAAAGUCCUAUUACACCUAAUCGAACUAAUAUCACACAAUCGCUUAAGUGAAGAUAUAUAAACAUAAGUCAUGGUGUAUGUAUAAAAGUGUCCGCACAAUUGCCAUUGUGCUAAAGCAAUAAUCACAACAGCUCUCUGUCCACACAAGUCAAAAUAAUAAAACUUAACCUCUACUUCUUUUCGCUUAUACAUCAGUACGUACAGAUCUUGUGCUACUAAGUAUACGCUCUUUUUGUAGCGCACGCAAAGUCCUUCGGAUACACCUAAUAUAAUAUAAGUUUUAAUCGCAUCCGCGAAAAUAUAUGUAGCGUAAGCGAAACAUUUUCCGGAAAAUUAUUUUCCGCCGUAGCUCAGUCUCAUUUUUAAAUAGACAAGGGCAAGCUUUUCGGCACGUCCUUUUUCAAAUACUCCCACGAUUAUUGAACGCAUGCGCAAAAUGCCCUCAGUCGGUUUACAGACCCCCCUGGUGCCGCAAAAUCCAUUUAGAUUUGCGAAUUAUUCCGCUUGCGCCCGCGCAGGUCAUCGGAAUAUUCUCAAUUCGCGACCUUCUUAUGACAUUCGUCGUUGCUCGUCGAUUAGCUCAGCACUGGUCAACGUCGAACAUCCUAAUCCUCGGCGCCGCUUAUUGCCGCUCAACGUCAUUCACCUCGUCUUCCUCUAUUGGAGUUCCAAGUUUUUUCCGGACACCAGUCAGCAACAAUAACAAAAUCAUGGCGCUGAACAAGCUCAGCAUCGAUAAAGUCGACCUUGCCGGCAAAAGGGUUCUGAUAAGAGUGGACUUCAACGUACCCCUCAAGGAUGGAAAAAUCACCAACAACCAGAGAAUUACUGCAGCCCUUGACACUGUCAAAUAUGCAUUGGAAAAGAAGGCAAAGUCUGUUGUCUUGAUGUCCCAUCUGGGCAGGCCCGAUGGAUCAAAAAAUCUGAAAUACACUUUGAAGCCAGUUGCUGAUGAGUUGAAAACUCUGCUUGGCAAAGACAUUCAAUUUUUGGAUGACUGUGUGGGACCUGCAGUUGAGGCUGCUUGUGCUGAUCCAGCACCUGGAUCUAUCAUUCUUUUAGAGAACUUGAGAUUCCAUGUUGAAGAGGAGGGCAAGGGUGUUGGUCCUGACGGAAGCAAAAUCAAAGCCGAUAAGGACAAAGUCACAGAGUUCAGAGCUUCUCUGAGGAAGCUUGGAGAUGUAUACAUUAAUGAUGCCUUUGGUACUGCUCACCGUGCCCACAGUUCUAUGAUGGGUGAUGGUUUUGACAUCAGAGCCAGUGGUUUCUUGCUUAAGAAGGAACUGCAAUACUUUGCCAAAGCUCUGGAUAAUCCAGAAAAACCAUUCCUUGCCAUCCUUGGAGGAGCUAAAGUUGCUGACAAAAUUCAGCUUAUCAACAACUUGUUGGACAAAGUCAAUGAAAUGAUCAUUGGUGGUGGCAUGGCUUACACAUUCUUGAAAGUCACUAAGAAUAUGAAGAUUGGCAAUUCGUUAUUCGACGAGGAAGGAGCUAAAAUUAUUAAUGACCUCAUGAGCAAAGCUGAGAAGAACAAAGUUCAAAUUCACCUGCCAGUGGACUUUGUAACAGCAGACAAGUUUGCUGAAAAUGCGGCAGUUGGAGCUGCUGACGUCGAAAAUGGAAUUCCUGAUGGAUGGAUGGGCCUUGACGUCGGACCGAAAUCCAGAGACUUGUUUGCAGAGCCAAUCAAAAGGGCUAAAGUUAUUGUUUGGAAUGGACCAGCUGGUGUGUUUGAAUUUGACAACUUCUCCAAAGGAACUAAGAGUCUGAUGGAUAACGUUGUUGAAGCGACAAAGCGAGGUGCGACGACAAUUAUCGGAGGUGGUGAUACCGCUACUUGCGCUGCCAAAUGGAAAACUGAGGACCAAGUUAGCCACGUUAGUACAGGCGGCGGUGCAAGCUUAGAGCUUUUAGAAGGAAAGGUUUUGCCUGGCGUGGCUGCACUUUCGCCAGCGUAAAAAUUUUGUUAACUCGUAUUCAACGGCUAAAAGUUAGCCCGCGUUAAAGUGAUGUAUAAUAACGUUUAUCAAAUACAUUCUGCGUAUUGUAAAAUUUUGAUUUAAUCGUUUUCUUUUUUGUAAAUUUAGUAGUUUAUAAUCAAUGAAAAUAAAUAAAUACGUCAAAGUUGCCAGUUA
Molecule: messenger RNA, 2166 nt
Organism: Nasonia vitripennis (jewel wasp)
Lineage: Eukaryota; Metazoa; Arthropoda; Insecta; Hymenoptera; Pteromalidae
Gene: Pgk
Product: phosphoglycerate kinase
Exons: 5
Coding region: 583-1989 (468 amino acids)
Biological process (GO): glycolytic process; gluconeogenesis
Cellular component (GO): cytosol
Molecular function (GO): ADP binding; ATP binding; phosphoglycerate kinase activity
Source: RefSeq, a predicted model, not a curated record